UAGUUCAAGUUGCCAUAGCUGCGAGUCCCGGGUGAGCAGAGUCGGUUGCUGCCGCCGCGUUGGGUCAGUUGCACCUUCGGGGUCUCUGGUUGCCGCGGGAGCCGGGUGGGGCCUCGGCGAUGAUCCGGCGUUAAGAACCUGGAGUCACCUUGGGUCUAAGGUGUUUUGGGGGAAGUGUAGAGGCAACCCAAAAGAUCAUCUACUUGACUAGACCUUUUGCCCGGAAUCUCAUGAAGAAAUGAUAGGAGGUAGGCAUCCGUGCCUAAGAAGAGCACUGAGCUCAAAGGACAGCAGCACAGAAUUCUGGGAGUGUACUUUGAGUUCCACCAGAUGCAGGAGUCUAACAACUCUCAUUGCUCAAAGUAAUUGAAAUUAAUAGCAGAAGACUUAGUGUGCACCCGGGAAGCUCAUGCCAGAAAGUGAUUCUAUCCUGUUGAAAGUAUGUAAUCCUAGCUGGGGAUUUGUAGACAUCAAUGGCAGAAUCAUCCAGUGACUCAGACCACUUCCGCUAUCGUGACCGACUUAGUCGACGGGCAGCCAGGACAAUUCACAGGGAAACUGGAAGUCAUCCUGCUGUAGAUGUCACUGCAAAGAUCAACACUAUAACCAGUACUUUACAGGACACCAGUCGGAACCUGCGACAAGUGGAUGCGAUGCUUGGGCGAUAUCGAGAGCAUAGCAUUGGGCAGGCAGGCGCUAUUGAGCAGUUAAAGGAAGAUUUGGAGCAGUCAAUAAGUCAACUGCGGAGUCAGCGCUUACAGAGAAACUCAGGAGGGAGAAGCGCCUCCGUUACCAGCCUGAGUGCAAGUGAUCUCGAUGGUGGCGCUGGGGCAGAGACUCUCCGCUUUACACCUACCUCACCUCUGAAGGACUAUGACCCACAGGGUAUUAAACGAAACAGGUCCAGAACUGGUGUUCGGUUUGUUCGGGAGACAGAUGACGCGGUCCAGCUUCAUGCUUUUCAUCAGUCCCUCCGAGACCUCAGCAGUGAACAAGUUCGGCUUGGAAAUGAUUUCAACAGGGAGCUUUCCAGAAGAAGCCGGUCGGAUGCUGAAACGAAAAGGGUUUUGGAAGAAUUGACUGAAAAGAUUAAUGAAGCCCAGAAACAAGAUGUGGUUUCAGAUCGAGUGGAGCGGCGACUUCAGGAAAUAGAGAGGGAGAUGCGCACAGAAAGAGAGCUGGUGGAAAGACGCCAGGAUCAGUUGGGACGCAUAUCCUUGAAGCUUCAGGAGGCACUGAAGAAACAAGAAACUAAAGCAGAUGAGAAUGAGGACCUAAUGAAAAACAAGCUGCGACAAACUGAAACUGAGAAGAGCCAACUGGAGCAGGAAUUGGAGCUCUCUCGCAGGCUGCUGAAUCAGUCUGAAGGCAGCAGAGAAACACUUUUGCAGCAGGUGGAAGAACUGCGCACGCAACUUACCAAAGCAGAAGGUGACCGGAAGGGUUUACAACAUCAAGUGUCUUACAUUUCCAAGCAACAGCCAAGCCAGCGGGAUGAUCAAAGAGACGACUGGAGGUUUAGAAGAGGGGUAGAGAGGGAGAAGCAGAGUGUGGAGCAGCAGAUGGCAGACCUGCGAGUGCACCUGGACUUGAACGCCAUGGCUUCCGAGCUGGAGGAAGCGAAGCGGUGCAUGGAGCGGAAAGAGCGGGAGAAAGCGAGUCUGGUGGCACAAAUGGAGACUCUAACACGUGACUUGGCAAACAAGGAAAAACAGCAAUUGCAGAUGUUGGAUCAACUUAAAGAGAUCCAGAAUCACUUUGAGACCUGUGAGGCCGAUCGUAAGCGCUCUGACCUGCAGAUCUCAGAGCUGAGUCACCACGCAGAGGAUGCGACCAAGCAGGCAGAGCACUACCUUAGUGAGUUCCAGAGGUCAGAGGCCCUGCGAGACGAGGCCGAGAAGAGGAGGGAAGACCUGAAGAUGAAGGCCCAGGACUCCAUCCGCCAGUGGAAACUGAAGCAUAAGAAGCUGGAGCGGGCACUGGAUAAACAAGCAGAGACCCUUGACCAGCUGACAGACAAGAACAGCCAGAUUCUAAAAGAGAAGGAUGAACUGAAAAGCCAGCUUUAUGCAGCGUUACAACAGAUAGAGAAUCUCAGGAAGGAACUCAAUGAUGUCUUGACCAAGCGCGCCCUGCAGGAGGAGGAGCUUCACUGUAAGGAGAAGAAACUCAGUGACCUUCAGUCUCAGCAAGCUGAACUUGAACUGGAGGUCAAGAAUUCCCUGGACACCAUCCAUCGACUGGAAAGUGAAUUGAAAAGACAGAGCAAGAUGCAAAGCCAGAUCAAAGCCGAAAAAAUUCACCUGGAGGAAGAAAUUGCAGAGCUGAAGAUGAGCCAGGCCCAGGACAAAACCAAACUUCUUGAGAUGCAAGAGUCCAUCAAGGACCUGAGUGCCAUCCGAGCAGAUCUCGCUAAUAAACUGGCUGAAGAAGAGAGAGCCAAGAAGGCUGUGCUCAAGGACCUGUCUGAACUGACGGCCCAGGCGAAGUCUAAAGAGGAAGAAACGGCUACCAUUAUCACACAGUUAAAGCUAGAACGAGACGUUCACCAGAGGGAGCUGGACGAUCUCACGUCAUCACUGCAGAGUGUGAAAAUGAAGCACGAACAGAAUAUCCAGGAGCUGAUGAAGCACUUUAAGAAAGAAAAGAGUGAAGCCGAGAAUCACAUCAGGACACUGAAGGCAGAAAGCCUGGAAGAUAAGAACUUGGCUAAAGCCCACCGCUGUCAGCUAGAGAAGCUGAAAUCCCAGUGUGAAAAGCUGACAGAGGAAUUAACCCAGAAUGAAAAUGAGAACAAGAAACUAAAGCAGAAGUACCAGUGUCUGAAGGAGCAACUGGAGGAAAAGGAGAAACAUAUAAGUAAUGAAGAAGAACACCUAAGGAGGAUGGAAGAGGCCAGGCUACAGCUUAAGGACCAACUUCUUUGUUUGGAGACGGAACAGGAAUCCAUUCUUGGUGUCAUAGGAAAGGAAAUUGAUGCAGCUUGUAAAACUUUCUCCAAAGACUCCAUGGAGAAAUUGAAAGUAUUUACCUCUGGUCCUGAAAUACAUUAUGACCCUCAUCGCUGGUUAGCUGAAAGCAAGACCAAGCUUCAGUGGCUCUGUGAGGAACUGAAAGAGAGAGAAACCAGAGAGAAGAGCGUGCGGCAGCAGCUGGUGCUCUGCAGACAGGAGCUCAGGGAGCUGACGGAGCACAAGGAAUCUGAGCUCCUGUGUCUGUUUGAGCACAUAGAGAGGCAGGAGCAGCUUCUGGAGGAGUUCCACCAUGAGAAGAGAGGUCUGCUGGAAGAGACUCAAAGAAAAGACGAAGAAAUGGAGACUCUACAGCCGAAUCUGCUAUUUAAACUUCCACCUUGGGAAGAAGCUAGUCAGUCUGCAGUGAAAACUCAGAAUGCAGCUCAAUUUGAAGAUAAAGCAGACCGUGUAAAUGCAUUAGAAACGAGUACCCGAGUGGCCUUAGACCAUCUGGAGUCUGUGCCUGAGAAACUGAGCCUGCUAGAGGAUUUCAAAGACUUCAGAGAUUCCUCCAGUUUAUCUGAGAAAACCGAUGGCAGAUACUCCAGAUACAGAAUUCACCGAGAUUCUGUUCAGCUGCGCCGAGAUGACAUCAAAUACAGAAUCAAAAGCUUUAAAGACGACAAACCUUUUUCUGAAAGUUUCCACACUCGUGACCUAGAUCACUCAUCCUCUUGGCAGGAUGGCAGUUGCCUGCUGUCUGGUCCACGGUUUUCACACUUCAACUCCUUGCCAACAUUAACCAAAAGAACCAUUGCCCCAGAUUCAGCUUCAAUCAAGGAAGAUGCCACAAGUUUACCAGUGAAUAGAACAAAUCCGCAGUCCAAGAAGGAGGAAUAUGAGAGCAAAAAAUGCAAAAUAUAACUCACAACUUUACUUGACUAUUUUACAAAUAAUACCCUAUGAUUCUUUUUGCCAUUUGGCUCAGAUUAUCUAAAGACACCAUGUGUCUUUGACUCCAUGGGACUGCCAAGCAUCGCCUAGCGUGACAUUGCAGUUGGUCUUUGUGAGUGAGAGUAAGUUUAUCCAGUAGAAGUAAUAUCAACCUAUGAAUGAUGCACAGCUCUCUUAGAGGCAGCUCAUGCAGGCAGAGAAAGUGAUCAUUUUUGCUUUAUAUUUCCCCAUCUUUCAGUGUCAUACUUUUCCACCCCAACCUUGAAUUUAUAAUUGAUGCCUUUCAAAAAUGACUUGCUGAAAGGAAAAAAAAAAGGAAUUCCCUCCAGGCAAAGUUUUCCAGCAGUUUAGAUUCAGGAGCCUUUGGACACGGCUGGUUUCUAAAUGCUUUCUCCCUAAUCAAUUCUCAUGUGUUCUAACGUGUCAUGGAGAUGUCUAUGUAAUAUUAGGCUGCCUUUCAAAUGCUUAUCAUCCUUCAUUUGUCAUCUCAGCAGUCUCUUAUGACACAUAGUCUCUUAAAACUAUUCCAAUCAUCACUUUUAACUGCAAAAGAAUUUAUAAAGGAUAGCUGAAUCGUAGAGCACUGGAAAGAAUUCACAGCAGUCUUUAUUUAUUUGUCUUAUUGGGGCCAAAUGUCCACUGCGAUCUUCCCAGUCACACCCUGGAUGAUCUUUGGUUUGCUCUGACCCAAAUCCCAGCUGUGCUCUCCUGUGACAGUGGGGUUCACUCUGCAAGAGUCCCUGUGUAUUUUGGUACUACCUGACUGCUUUUCAUGUCCCAGCCUUUUCAACAUCAAAGUGUUUGUAAAAACCUUACCACCUUUCCACGUCCAACUAAUAGUGAAGAAAUUUUUAUAUUACAAUGCUAAAUAAUGGCCAUCAUCAAGGAGAUGAGUCCCACUGGGCCAUGGUGGAACGACUCUGUGCAGAUACAGGAAAAAUAAAGCAAUUCCUUUGUAAUACA
Messenger RNA from Mesocricetus auratus (golden hamster), 4871 nucleotides. It is a transcript of the gene Cep128, whose product is annotated as centrosomal protein 128. The record is from RefSeq and is a predicted model, not a curated record. Bases 474 to 3878 code for a protein of 1134 amino acids. Lineage: Eukaryota; Metazoa; Chordata; Mammalia; Rodentia; Cricetidae. The transcript has 27 exons.